Molecule: messenger RNA, 2241 nt
Organism: Nerophis lumbriciformis (worm pipefish)
Lineage: Eukaryota; Metazoa; Chordata; Actinopteri; Syngnathiformes; Syngnathidae
Gene: rbp3
Product: retinol binding protein 3
Biological process (GO): proteolysis
Molecular function (GO): serine-type peptidase activity; retinol binding
Source: RefSeq, a predicted model, not a curated record
CACUGCCAUUUAACAAAGGACCUCUUCGCAGGCGGAGGUUGGUUCACCUGCUGACUACUUUGGAGAAAAUGGCAAAGGCUGCGUUUCUGAUAGCGUCUCUUCUAGUUUUAGGAAAUGUUGCCUUCAUACAUGCUGCAUUUUCUCCCACUCUCGUUGUUGACAUGGUAAAGGUCGUCAUAGACAAUUACUGCUCUCCAGAGAAGCUCCAAGGGAUGAAGGAGGCCAUUGCAGCAGCCAGCAGCAAUACAGAGAUCCUCAAUAUCCCAGAUGGGGACUCUUUGGCUAGAGUCCUCAGCGCUGGAAUGCAGACCACGAUCAAUGAUCCACGCGUGAAGGUCUCCUAUGAGCCAAACUACGCCCCUGUGGUUGCUCCAGUGAUGCCUCCUCUACCACCCGAACAGCUUGUCGCCGUCCUCCAAAACUCCAUCAAGCUGGACAUCCUGCAGGGCAAUGUCGGCUACAUGAGAAUCGAUCACAUCCUCGGCGUGGCAGCUGCUGACAAAAUCGGCUCUUUACUGGUAGACCUGGUCUGGAACAAAGUCCUGCCUACUUCCGCCCUUAUCUUUGACUUGCGGUACACUAGCAGCGGGGACAUCACAGGAAUUUCUUACAUCAUAUCGUACUUCACUGCAGCCGAUCCUAUCAUUCACAUCGACAGCGUGUUUGAUCGUCCUUCAAACACCACCACUAAGCUAUGGUCCAUGCCCACCCUACUGGGCGAGCGAUACGGCACAACCAAACCUCUUGUUAUCCUCACAAGCAAGAACACCAAAGGUAUCGCUGAAGAUGUUGUCUACUGCCUCCAAAACAUGAAGAGAGGCACUGUUGUUGGAGAAAAGACCGCCGGGGGUUCGGUCAAACUAGAUCAAAUCAAGGUGGGGGACACUGACUUUUACGUGACCCUGCCAACUGCGAAGUCCAUCAACCCCAUCACAGGUUCAACCUGGGAGCUUGCAGGCGUCACCCCCGACGUUGAAGUCAACGCAGAGGACGCCCUUGCUACAGCUAUCAAGAUAGUGGAACUCCGUGCACAAGUCCCCGCCAUCAUUGAGGGGUCGGCAGCACUGAUCUCUGACAACUAUGCCUUUGAGGAAGUUGGGGUUGCUGUUGCCGCAAAACUGAAAGGUCUCUUGCAGAACGGCAACUACAGCAUGGUUGUCUCCAAGAAAGGUCUUGAAGAAAAGUUGUCUGUUGACUUAAACACUCUGUCUGGGGACAAGAGCCUGAAGACCACCAGUAACACUCCAGUCCUGCCACCUAUGGAUUAUACUCCCGAGAUGUAUAUCGAGCUCAUAAAAGUCUCCUUCCACACGGAGAUUUUUGAAAACAACAUCGGUUACCUGCGUUUUGACAUGUUUGGAGACUUUGAGGAGGUCAAGGCCAUCGCGCAAAUUAUUGUGGAGCACGUGUGGAGCAAGGUGGUCAACACAGAUGCCAUGAUCAUAGACCUCAGGAACAACCUUGGUGGCCCGACGACUGCUAUCGCAGGUUUCUGCUCUUACUUCUUUGACGCCAACAAGCAGAUUGUACUGGACAAGUUGUACGACAGACAGUCUGGCACCACCACUGAACUCAAGACACUGCCUGAACUCACUGGAACAAGGUAUGGAUCCAAGAAGAGCCUUAUUAUCCUGACCAGUGGAGCAACAGCUGGCGCGGCAGAGGAGUUUGUCUAUAUCCUGAAGAAACUUGGCCGCGCUAUGAUUGUCGGAGAGACCACUUCCGGAUCAUCCCACCCGCCCAAGACCUUCCGCAUUGGUGAGACCGACAUCUUCCUCAGUAUUCCUACAGUCCACUCUGACACAACAACCGGGCCAGCCUGGGAAGGAGCCGGCGUUGCACCUCACAUACCCGUCUCAGCAUCCGCUGCCCUUGAAACUGCCAAGGGCAUUUUCAAUAAGCACUUGGGAGGCCAGAAUUAAUCCUCAAAAUGAAGGUAUACUUUUGCUUUGGCAACCAAAAGUGUUGUUGAGGUUUAGGAUCUAGAUUUGUUCAAAUUUUAAACAAUAUUUAGUGAUAUUUGUGACAUAGAGCAAUGUUUUGGUGCCAGUUUUUAUGUCAUUAUAGAUAAUAGAUGUCCACACAAAACAUGAAAAUUAACUGUCUGAGAAAAUGACUCGCCAUAAAAUGUAUGUACUAUUUUUAUGUCAACUCCAAUGUUAACUGUACUAUUCAAACCUCCUGUUCAACUUGGGCUAACUUUGUUCCAGUGGAAACAAAAUAAAAACACAAACAAUGAAA